Messenger RNA from Rotaria sp. Silwood2, 603 nucleotides. The record is from the annotation of a GenBank genome assembly. Lineage: Eukaryota; Metazoa; Rotifera; Eurotatoria; Philodinida; Philodinidae.
AUGAAAAAUAACGUGGUGUAUGGUACAAGCCGUGAUACGAUACCACGUGCAUUAUUAGAAUUACCUGUAGAAAAAUUUACCAAAGGUUUUAUAAUGUGGGGAGCCAUUGGUAGUCGUGGAUUAAUACCAAAAGAUGGACCAAUCUUUAUCGAUGAAUUUUUGGAUGAAUAUUCAUGGAAUCGUAAUAAAAAAAGAACAUUGAACAGUCAAAGAUAUAUUGAUUUAUUGCAGGAAAGGAUAAUACCUUCUAUUGAACAAAUUUAUCCUAAUAAUGAUUAUAUUUAUCAAGAUGAUUGUGAUUCAAUUCAUCGUUCGAAAGAUGUAUUGGAAUUUAUUGAAAAAAAUAUCCCCGAUCGAAUCAUGCCUAUGGAUCAAGCAUCAAAAUUAGAUGAUGUAUGGCCAAUAGAAAAUGUUUGGUCUAUAAUUCGAACGAAGUUAAUGAAAAAGGAUUAUAAAGAUUUAUCUCAAGUUAAAACAGAAAUCGUGAAAAUUUGGAAGAAUUUUGACAUUAGCUUAUGUUUUCGAAUGAUGUCGAGUAUACCAAAAAGAUUACAAGCAGUGAUCAAACAGGAUGGUCGACGAGUUCUUAAGAGUGAUUUUUGA